AUGAGUCUUAUUGGGUACGUUUGUAACGGUAGGGUGUUGGAUCCCCACAUAGUCGGCAACACCAACUCUGUUUGACGGCCAACACCUCUUAAUAUUUACCGUUCCUAUUGGUUUAACAUUUCCGGGGCUUCCUGACUAAAUGUUAAUCUGCCAGUAGCGGUUUAUUAAAAACCCAUUAUUUUUCGAAAAUCGCUUUUCGGCUCCUUUUUAAAUUAUCGUGCUCACUUUCUUUGCCAUACGACAGCACAUGACACGAAUUUCUGUAGAAAUUUGUCUAUUUUCUGUCCUGUGUGUCUCGCCACCCGUAAAACCCCCUAUACCACUAUUCAGGGUAUGACAAGGUCCAGAGGUUACCUCAAGUUAAUUUGGGUUCUACAGCCCACCGUUGCCGGUAGGUUUCGCCGUGUGAGCACCAGUAGGCCCGCUGUGGUCGCCGGCAGGAUAUCUCUUAUUCCCGCACAACAGCAUCGUAAAUUAAAACAAACAUGAAGCAUAGAAAACACCUUUGCAGCAAUAAGUGCCACUUUUUGGGUAAAGUCAAAGGGGAUUUCAAACAAAGACUUUUUUGCGCCCUGCCAUGUGCUAUAGCAGAUCCACUUACUAACUGGUCGCAAAAUACUACUAUAAACUGGACAGAUGUGCCCCCGUCUUUUAUUUACUUACAGUAGAUGUGCUAACUCAUGAAAUGUCAAACAAACUUUCGAAAUGCGUUCUCUUUUCGAAAAGAUAAAUUGAGUAGUAUUGUAAAACUCAUCAUGAUGCAGCAAAAAUGUAUAAUGAUCCGGUUACCUCAGGGUAUCGGCUUUAAAAAAGAACGUAUUUUCAGCUGCAUGCAAGAUCUUUACUCUGCAAGAAAUGACUACUUAAGCAGUAUGCAACUGUAUCAUCGAUUUUCGAUGUCCUUAAAAAUUCAAUUAUAUUUCAUGGAAAGCAUGCAUAAAAAUUUUCAUCCUUUUACUUAUUCGAUAAAAAAUCACGUCUUCUUCCAAUUUCAUACUCAAAAAGAGAGAAUAAUUUGGUUUUAAAAAAAGAUUUCUAAUUCCCAAAUAAUUUUGAAACUGACCUGAUGUUACACUUGCAUUCAGGGUUUCGAAAAUACAAGUUGUAUAUUUCCCGUGUACGAAAAAACAUGCAUUUUUUUACGGUACCAAGAGGAGACCAUAUGGGGUUCAUAAAAUUCGGCAGAAGAUUUAAGCAAUAUUGCUAAAUUUACAAGCCAUAUUCGUAAAUGUAGAUACAUGACAUUUCAUGAACGGCCACUUAAGGGUAUUAAAAAAUCUCACAAUUCGAAACUUUUUUGAAACCGAAUUAUACUCUUCUUUUGAGUAUGAAAUUGGAAUAAGACGUGAUUUUCUUCCAAAUAAGUAAAAGAAUGAAUAUUUUUAUGCAUGUUUUUCAUGAAAUAUAAUUGAAUUUUCAAGGGCAUCGAAAAUCAAUGAGCAAAUUGCAUGCUACAUAUGUAGUCACUUUUUUCAGAGUGUAGAUCUUGUAUGCAGCCGAAAAUUAGUUCUUUCGGAAGCUGACACCCUGAGGUAACUGGAUUAUUAUAGAUUUAUGAUGCAUCAUGUUUAGUUUUACAACACUACUUAAUUUAUCUUUUUGAAACGAGAACGCAUUUCGAAAUUUUGGUUGACAUUUCAUGAAUUAGCACGUCUACUGCAUUUGCUUAUGACGUUAUUUCGUCAUUUAUUGUUCUGGAUUAAAGGACAAUUCUUAAUUUUACAAAUUUUCACAAAAAGGCAGUUUUUAAGUUCUUGAAACGUACAUCCCUUUAUUGGUGCUCUUUAUGGAGCACGCAACUUUAACAAUAAUUUGUACGAAAUGUUAUGGCUUAUAUAUGACAUCUUCUUAAAAGCAUAGAGGUAUAGGACUUUUUGCCUUUAAAAUGUAUGGGCUAUAGCUCAAAAAUCCCCGGCGAAAAUGAAAUAUAAUAUUAAGUUUACACUUAUUCGGCGAUUGAAAAAUUUUUGUCAAAACCGAAAAAGCCUUUCUCGGGGUAUAUAACUUGUAGAAGACAUAACUUGCUACCAGAUAUACAUAAUUAAAGAUAUGCGUGUCCAAGGUUUCCAUAAGGUACAUUUAAAUGCAUGGGAUAACAGAACGUUGAUUGAAAAUAUGCUUACAAAGUAAGUACUCAUUUUCAUUAAAUGAGGCCGAAGCAAAGCAAAAUGAAAAGUCUGGCUUAUUCUGGUAGACGAUAAUUAAUUAUUGUAAGCCAAACAAGGAGUCUUGUUUAAUGGACAUCACAUCUAGAAAUUUAAGUGAACAUUUUAUGAGAUUGGCCACUCCCUGUAUAGGCAGUACGGCAUUAAUAGGUUUCGUAGAGCGGAAAAACGAUUCAUAAAAAUGCAAAAUUAAGUCGGAUCAUACAUACUGCUUCCUCAUUAAUAUAUUAAUUUGCGCUUUUGGUAUGGGUAAGUACUGACAUUUUUAUCCGAGCAUUAACUAGCUUCUUCUGAUUUGAUAUUUGGAGAUUUCGUGCACGUCAGCUGUUUACGUUGAUUUCACUUUACGGCGACAAACCAGCAUACGAACAUUAUUCGGCCGAAGCCAGUGUUAUCUUUCCCCUACAUGACCCCCUAAUGUGGCCGCAUAAAGGUGAUUUGUGCGUGAAUUUAGUAAUAUUUAGGCGACGUUUCGCAGCAUUUACCGCAUUAUAUCCUCCUUCGCCUAAUGGUGGCGGGGUUAUGGCAAUAGGACCCGGAAGAGCAACUGGUAGCAGUUGCUGACAAAAACGUUGGCCGCCUGUGCUUUUCACGCCACCUGUUCUCUGCAUCGUCUACCGGACGCCUGUAAAGCCCGGUUUGAAUCUCAUUCUACUUGAAAUUGCCGUAAGAGUUGUAAUUUCUAGCCUGACUCCUAGUCAUGAGAGCACCGACGUCCCCCCGAAAGUUCGCGAACUUCCAAGUCACAAUUUUUAGAACAUUGUUGCAACUUUGGAUGCGCCAAAUGUUUAUUAUGGAAGAUGCGCUGGUUUUUGGUGGUGAUAGAUUUCCCAAAAUCGAUGUUCUUCUCUUUUCUGUUGGUCACGCACACUCCAACUUUCGGUGUCUGUCAGUCAGUGCGUGGGCUGAUUCAACACAGUUUACGGCAGUUAGUGAAUGCCACCAGACGCAAGCUCGGAAGCAGUCAUUGACUCGAGCAUAUCCUGCGCUGUCGGAUAAGUGCGUUACGUGGGCCUGUCUUCCAGACAUAGCCUCCUCUCCGUGCACAGCACUCAGGUCUCGAAAAACUUUAAAACACUGACUGAUGGCGGGCAGAAUCAAACGUUGAACAUGCCAAUAGUUCGUGACUUUGAACGCCACAAUUGAGGCGCAGAAAUACACAAAAGUAUUUAACGUUAAAAGGAGCCACUUACAGUGGCAAAUAGAGCAGAAACGUUUCAUUCAAUAUGAUGGCAUGUAAUGUGUGACCGACCUCAUGACAUAUUAACCGAAAUUUUGAAAAUUAUUUUCGACUAGGAUGGAUUGCUUAGGUGAAGCAUAAUCCCAUGAUACUUGGACUCACCGUAAUUUUGGCUUUUAAACGCACUUCUUUGCGACCUCCUGUGAAAAUUAAACUGAAUAAAAAAUGACUACUUAAGUUGAGUACAUUUUUCACAUUGAUUUUCGAUACCCUAGUUAAUUAAAGCUCAUUUUGCAGAAAAUAUGCGCGAAGUAAACUAACUUUUACUUUUUUUGAAGAAAUUUACGUCGUCUUUUCAUUUUUUUACUUAAAGAAGGAACAUAUUCAGGUUUUGAAGCAGUUUUCCAAUUCCAGAAUAAUUUCAAACCAGGUAAACUGUUGCAUAAGCUUUUUGCGAUUUAAGUCUACAAGGUGUGUACUGUCCGCGAAAGUAUAAUCAUAUAUUAUUUUGGGCUUUUAAGAAGAGACCAUGCACCGUUGACAAAUACGGCAGUGGAUGUGGAACAUAUUGUAUAAUUCAUAUGGAACAUCACUCCACGCACAUGUGCCGUGCUGUAUGAAUAGACGAUGAACGGUCUAAAACUUCUCCCUAUUGAAGAUUUUUAAAACUGAAAGUCGCUCUUUCCUCGAGUAUGAAAUAUGAACUCGGUGUGAUUUGCUACUAAACUAAAGCGUAUUUUUGUGCGUGUAUUUUAUAAAAUAUGUGCAUACUACUUAAAUAGUAAUUUUAGCCAGUAUCGGCGGUCUAUUGUUUCAUAGAUCAACGCAUCCUGCUGAUCGGCGUUCUGAAAAGGAUGAUAUCGGCGCCACAAAUCGGGCAGCCACCAGCCCAGUCAAAGACGUCACCACCUACUAUCCCAAUAAGACCAAGUUAUUUGUUGGUCGACUGCACCCAAAUACUACCAAAGCCGAACUUGCAGCCUACUUCUCCAGAUACGGAUAUGUCAGGGAAGUCCAAGUAUUAACCAAUAGGACAAAUAGGAAUUUCGGAAAAUUUGGUUUCGUUACCUUUGCGGACAGUGGAGCUAUCAGCCGGAAUGUUCUGAAAACCCGACAUCGCCUUCAUGGUCGCUACCUCAACGUGCAGAUCGCGAUAUCAACUGGCCAGUCACAUCUAGGCAGAACAGAGCCGUCUAUCCAGUUAAGUUUCGAAACGAAUCCUUUUGCUUUUCUACUGCCAAUUUUAAUGCUUACUUCAUCCUCUUUUAAUUUCUCUCUUAGCACAUUUCCGUUUUUCGUGAUUAAAUUUUCGUACAUUUUACCUCAAUUUUAGUGUUAUUUAACACAUUCAAUGAAGGUAACUUUUCGCUAAGGGUUGAUGUCCCAUGAAAUGACUGUGACAUUUUGAGUUUUACGCGCAAGGGACACUAUCAGAACUUCCCAAAAACGUAAAUUUUACUAAACAAUUUAAUACCAGUAACAGAUUUUCUCAGAAAUACCGCACCUCAUUUGCUCGGAUGACGUACGUCGUUUAGCCAUACGGUUGACUGGUGAUCAAUGACUAUGUAGCGUCCGACCUCGAAAGGGGUUCAGUGGCCUGGAGCUCACUCGCGUCCUUUUGGGUUGCCUGGAACGAAACGUCGGAAACUGGGGCACUCUGUCCGAUUUGUGAACCGUUAGGAUCGUCCUUCCAAGCGCUCAGUGUCGAAGGUUUAUUGAGGAAGGGUAAAAAGGAGAACGUAGAACGAGGGAAAACAAAGGGGGGGGAUCUAUCCGUCCAACAAAACGUUAGUUUCACAGUUGUCUAGGGAAGAUGGAGUUGCAUGCUGCCACCGGGUAGGGGGAGUCUUCUUUUUCACGUACCUCGACUAAAAAAAAACAAGAGAAAGCAGACAGAUAGUGUCCAGACACCAGGCAUCCUUGCUCUCGAACUUAGCCCCCUUAUCUAUUAAAAAACCGUUCAUGUGUGACUGCUACAACUAUCAACCUUUGGUGAGAGCCUAUGUUUUUCUGAAAAUUGAUUCAGAACGCAGAAACUAGCAGACCUGCCGUCGUUUCCGACGAUGUCUAUAGAGUUUUUUAUAGCAUGAUGGCGCAGAGGUGUUGAGUUGCGCGGAAUUCAUUUAUAGCGAUGACACACUUGCGCAGCUGUAUACAGAUACUAUGGACAUCAUAUGUCCUUCGGAUAGUUCAAGCACUGCGAGAUAGGCGGUGCUAUUGCCUCAAGCAGUGCGCCCAGCAAUGACUAGUGAGGCUGGCUUGCGUUGCACCUACCUCACUGUCGCCUUUCACAUCCGGCGUCCUCCAAUAGCAAGACAAAAUUAAAAAGAUAGAAGGUGAGCGUGAGUCCAGUGGUUGAGUAAACUAAACAGUUUGUCACACUCCUCUUGCUCCCCAAACUCCGCGCGCACCAGAUUUCAUUUCUAAACAGUUUCGGGUUUUAAGUGAGGGACUACAUUCAGAGGAACCAUGAAAGUCUAUCAUUUGUUAAAAUUUUAGACUUUCCGCGCGUGUCCAAGAGAGCCCUUAAUAGCACAGGCCUAUAAAAAUCCUCGCUUACAGUGGAUGUGCUAACACAUGAAAUGUAAAUUGGAAUUUUUAAAUGAGUUUUUGGAUCAAAAAGAUUACUUAAAUAAGGUUGCCAUAUAAACCGGCGUGCAGUAUAAUUUCAAGAUUUGGAAUUCUUAAAUGAGUUUUCGGCUCGAAAAGAUUACUUAAAUAAGGUUGCAAUAUAGAUCGGCGUGCAGUAUAAUUUCAAGAUAGUUCAGUUAUCAUAGGAUAAAAGCUUUUGAACGAACUUUUUCCAAUCGCCUGCAUUAUGUUUCUCCUUGAUGUUUGGUGCCUUCAUAAAUUACGAUAUUUUUUAUGGGAGACAUGCAUAAAACAGUCAUUCUUUCCCUCGUUUGGUGGCAAAAGUUGCGUUUUCGAAUUUUAUACAUGUACGAAGGAUAUAGUUUGACUUUCCAAAAAGACGUCCGAUUCUAGAAUACAUUUUAGCCGAACAUGCUGCUAUAUUUCUACUCAGGUUUUUUGAACUACGAGCUGUACAUUUCCGUGUAUGGCAUAUCAUGCAUUUUUCCACGGUAUUAAGAGAAAAACCAUAUAUGGGUUCAUUGAAUUUAGUAGCGGAUCUGAGCCAUGUUAUAAAAUUUACAUACAUCAUCAGCAAAUGCAGAUACACAUGUUUAUGGGCAGGCAUUUCACGGUCUUAAGAAAUCGCAUAAUUAGGAACUAUUUUAAAACUAAAGUUAACCUUUAGUUCAAGUACAAAAUUUAAAAUAAACGUAAGUUGCUACCGAAUGAGGAAAAGCAUAGAUAUUUUUAUACACGAUUUCUAUGAAAUGUAUAUGAAUUUCUAAAGUCAUCGAAAACCAAAGUGGACAAUUCACAAUGCUUAAGCGAGCAUUUAUUACAGUGUAGACGUUGCAGGUGGCCGGAAAGAAGUUCGUUCAAAAGCUUGCAUCGUGCGGUAACUGAAUUAUGUUACACAUUUAAAUAAUCUUUUCGAGCCGAAGAAGCAUUUCAGAUUUACAUUUCAGGUGUUGGCCCAUCUACUGCAAGCAUGCUCCCAUUUGAUCAGUAAAUAAGCCGUGAAAAUUCUAUCGGAUACAAAAGCGGUAUUCGGAAUUUGACGGUGCCCGCUUUUAGAAGCUCGCAGCCGAACACUGGACCUUUUUUAGCAAACAGGCACAUUGGGUAAAUUUUGUUUCUUGGACAUCUACAAAAGUACAGGUAUUUGUCGCAGGAUACAUAAUCGGCCAACCCAAUUCCCCUAGACGUAGGUGGCAUAGGUGCUUCAGACCAAAAUGAGCGUCAAACUGGCUUAGGUUGGAUGUGGUGAUGUAGCCCCACCUGAAGCAAACAAACCCCAGCCACCUGUAAUACGGGACCGGUGGUAAUGGUGUUUUUGUAAGUGGGGCCGGGUAGCGCACGGGGGAUGCUGUCAAGUAGUUUUAUGCCAACGAAAGCUAUUUGGAAUGCGUGAUUGUACAUUGAAUGGUCAAGAAAAAGUUGCACUAACCUCUAACCUUAAUCAUCAUCCCUAACUAUAACCCCGAAACCUUAUCCCUAGCCCUAACCCUUAACCCCAACCCAAACAGUAUUGUUUUCUUCAGGUGAGGCUAACAAACCACAUCUUACCUUGGUUUAUUCUGCGCGUUUGUUGGGUUAUGCCGCCUCUGCGUGAGACUUACCUGCUGACGAAUAGGCUCAAAACACUCAAUAGACGACGGGUUCCAUGUCAGCUCCUUGCACCAGUUUUGGACAGGCUAAUCACGCGGAGGAGAGGAGUGAUGGCAAUACGCCUGAGGGGUAUCUCAAGGCAAAUCAGCACACUUUUCACGGAUAAGAGGCACUUAAAGCCCUCCUGAACUACUGGCAGUAGGGGUUUAGGAAAGUACUGACUGAGCAGGAGACCCGAUCCACCCGCAUCCACUUCCGCCUCCAUGCGUUUGAUUUGUUCUCGCCAUUCAAGUGUUCGGGGUACGGGAGCAGAUAGUGAGGUAGGCGUAUCACAAGCCUGUUUCAGUAUGAAUAAAUGCACACUCUUGUAAAUGCUGGGUGCGCCUCGUGAGGAAGUAAACAACGCGUAUUCCGCGACGACCUACCAAUCACAUUUAUCGAUUUUAGAGCAUGAAACCACACAGAUAUGAAAAUCCAACUUUUUAUAGUCAAAAGGAAUUUUUGAUUUAUUUUUGAAGAAAAUUCGUGCUUGUCCACAUCCUGUUCCGUCUGACUUACGCGGAGGAAAAAAACGAAUUUCCAGGCGAAGUAACUCUUUGUCGAUAAAACUGUCGAGUUUAGAUUAUUCUCCUAUGGAAAAAGCAUGCAUGGAUGCAAACACUUAUUAUGGGGCAUUUUACUAUUGUGGGAAACGGCUAUAAUGUGGGGCUACGUGCAAUACAAAACCUGAGAGAUGAAAUGUGCCCAAAUUUACUAGCAUUUUUUUGUUAAUCGAGAAUCAGCCCAGAUAUUUCGAUCAACAUUACCAAUUAAUUCUGAAAGCCAUUAUUGAAGAUAAAAACGCAAAAGGAAAUAUUAGACUUAAUAUGUUUAGGCCUUGCCAAGGCAAUUUUCAGAAAAACAGAAAUGCCCAGAACACUAUAAAUCGUGUCAUAUGAAGAAAUUUAACUUUUAGGAACACACAUAGUCUCGCCUUGCAAAUAACUGAGUAAGUCGAACACCACAACUAUGAUAAAGCUUGAAAAAGGUCCUUUUUGGCGUUUGCAGUUGAGUAUCCUUCAGAAACUAUUGCAAUCUCGAGUCGGGUUGUUCGUCAACCGCCUUCAAUUUAAGGAAAGAUUCCAGGACGGUUUCACGAUAAUUGGUUGUCAUUUACUCCGUUUUUUGUACGAGAUGAUUUUGGCCAAGUUAAACAGUUCGCUUGAUUCUACUGACAGGGAAUUUGCCGGAAGAGAAGUUUUCAUUAGGUCACAUGUUCACAGGCCGCUCUGUAAAAAACCCAUUUGAAUAAAAUAAGGACAUGCUAUCAUAAGCGUACCCUUUGGUCUGCAUCAAGAGGUUUUUCUUCCGUAAUAUUACUGUUAUGUUUUUGAUGACGACGGAUCCCACUGAAUCCCAGUAAGCCCUUGACAUAACGGUUAAUACUUUGCGGUGUUUUGAUCCCAAUUGACCGUUCAUAAGGACAGAUUUUGGGCUGUUUGUCUAGUAAGACUUAAAAAUGAGAUAUUUCCUUAAACAACUAACGAGAUAGUGAUUUUCUGGAAUGCCGGUGUCCUUUUGGGUCAUAAAUGUAGGCCCACUCAAACAUGAAAUCUCAUCGUCUAGAAAAGAUGAACAUCCACAAAGAAAGUCGACAGCGAAAGUGCUCUGGAUCAGUUGGAAAGCUUUCUUUUUUAUGUUACCUCUUUAAAAAUCAUCUUAACAAGACAGUCUACUUGCGGAUAUCCACGUACCUUUUCAAAGAAAAGUCGUAAAAAGUAGGAACUUAUGAUUGGCGUUCCAUAUGGCUGAAAAAUGCUGGUAAUGUUCCUGUUGCAAACGACAGAACGCGCCUUUUAUAAUUUAGCCACUUCCGCUGUGUUUGCUUACUUUUUAAUUCCGUCCUAGAAUCGUAAAUACAAAAGUAGCGGGCAAAUAAAUACUAAGAAAUUGUUACAACUGUUGAAGCCCUGUACUUUUCCCCUCUAAAAUACGUAUUGGCAGAAAGUGAAUGGGCCAUUCCUUGGUCACAUAUGGCGUAUUCGCAAGUGGCAGGAAAGUAUCAGAACAUUUAAACAAAGGCUUUGUGACUGUAGUUCAGGACAUAAAAUAAUGCAGAUUUUCAACUCUGACAUUCAAAUGUGACAAAACAUCUGCUUUUCAAAAAAUAACGUGUUUCCGUACAUCCCUACAAACCUCAAUUACGGUGGCUAAAAAUCGAUUUUCAAGUGCCGCAGUCUUUGUUUGGUAAACGUCUAAAGGUUAAAUUACUCUGCUCUAAGAAGACCACAAAUGGAUGUGACAGACUUAGUUAAGGACGGCUCAUAUUGAAGGAAAUUUACUGAGCAUAAGUUAACGAAGAUUGCUGCUCAAGUUAAUAAACAUCAUUCCGUAUGCUAAUAGGACAUUUUCCGGCUCUAGUUAGGCAAAUACAACUGGUUUGGCUUGAGAGAGUGUUCGUUAGGCACAAUGAGACGAGUGAGUUCCGUAAGAACGCUCGGUGAGCGCCCCUCUAUCAUAUAUAUGUAUAUUUGAAAGGAUGGAAUUCUUUGGGAAACAGUAAACAUUAUUGUGUAAAUUUUCUAAGCUGGUUCCCUAGGUCCUCUUUAGACUAUUGGGGUGCAAAAACAAUUAACUUCUAAACUGAGUCUGGCAAAGGGUUUUAUGAUUGGCUUAAGUCGGAGCCAAUGUGUGUUAAUUGCAAUUCGUCAUCCCCUCGGGACCGGUUGUGCUAUUUUGAAUUUGUCUUAAUCAAUUUGGUAUGUGGUCAUCCGUUUUUGUCUAACAUCUUUAUCUUCUUCUGCCGUUCAAAUUCAGCUACGUAGGUGAUCGUUUCGCUUAGGGAGUCAACUAAGUCUAAGAGCAGAUUAUUACGGCAAAAUUCCAUAGGUUGUUCUUUAGAAAUUUGAAAUUUGUGAGGUCGGUAAUUGGGCACCACUUAUGAAUGCACCAAGCAUGCUUUGUCCGUAACGAGACGCAAUUCAUUAUCCCAGGGUUGAUUGUACGGCAGACCCAAUCUUUCGCAAGCGGAGUUCUGUCAAAAGUCUGCCAUAUCAAGCCAAAUCGCAUUGCUCUGGUGAAAAAAGCUUCCAAGUCAAACUAAAUUACCUGUUUGAAUUAUUUUCAAAGAAUGGUUACGCUAGAGAUUUUGUAAGUCGAUGCAUGAAUCAACAAAAGAUAAAAACAAAGGAAUUAGAUAGUUCCAAUCAAGCGUCCAAAGCAAACACUUGGCGAAUCCUUCCUUACAUCGGAAAUGUGCCUGAACUUGUUGAAAGACACUUGAGGAAACACCAGAUAAGAGUGGCGCACAAGCCGACGACUACUUUGCGCAUUCAACUUGUACACCUUAAGGAUAGGGUUGGCUAUCUUGAUAAACAGGAAGUCGUCUAUAAGAUCCUAUGCGAUACCUGCGAUGCCGUAUAUUGUGGUCAAACGGGGAAAUUAGCCUCUAUACGCAUCCACGAACAUCAACUGGCACUUAAGAGGCGAGAACACCUGUCUCAAAUAGCCAUGUACACUCUUGACUUUGGACACACUUUUGCAUGAAACAAAAAUCGCGCCGUCGGAGUUCGUCUAUCUAAAAAGGCCCAAGAGUUUCUUGAAACCACGCACUCCGAUGAGUAGUGCAUCAAUAGGCAUAUCGAGUUAAACGCAAUGUACGAAAAUCUCAUGGAAAUGUGAAAGACACGAGAGCCAAUCGAUACAGACUGACACACACGUCGGCCGGAUACUGGCUGAAGCACCAGAUGAAUAUUGAUUUUUCAGGACGUUUGAAAUGUUAACUGUUUUUGGCACGUGUCGUCCAGUCUGACGAUGACAUGGGAAACCGACGUCGAAAAUAUAUUCAAAAUGUUUAUCUCCUUUUUCCAAAGAAAUUAUUUGCCUUCAAAUGAUAUUUCUUGGGAUGCCUGCGUUCCAAUUCAUAUAUAUGCAUAUAUAGAUUGAAAAACAGGCAUCCCAAGAGAUAUAAAGAAAAAAAUAAAUUCUUUGGGAAGCAGCAAACUUUACACAAUAUAGAUUUGCUGUUUCCCGAAGAAUUUCACCUUUCCAAAUAUGCAUAUAUAUGCAGAAUGGUAUUGCAGACAAAGACAAGGAGACUGGAAUGGCCAGUUUUAGCUUAUUUGACGUCGUCACCCAGUCAAACCCAACUCCGGAGUGCGGAAAAUCUGGGGCUCGAACUUGCGACCUGUUAGUUAGAAGUCCACCGCCCGUAAGGCACAAUGCAACGUGUCGAUUUUGUAAGAACGGUCGGUGAGCGUCCCUCCAGCACUAUCCAAAUAUGCUGCAUACCAAUCAAGUUUUAACACCUACCUAAGUUAUCGUUGCAGGCUGAGAUCAUAUUUUGGAAUUUCAGUGUUGCAUGAGUUUCACCUCCAUUCGAGGUAUUUCAGGGGAGUCAGGACUUAAAAAUUAUGCUUAACGUAAUAACCACACUAUUGCCUAGCACAAAUUCCGUCGGCCUUGCCACGCCGAAUAUACGGAAACCCUUAAAAUGCCAGCCAGAAAUUUGUCGAACUUUCAUUUAAAAGGUAUUUGCUAUGGCUGUUUUAGAGACUGCUCCACGCAGUUUGGCGGUGUCAGGGAUGCCAAGGAAGCAAUCGAUUUUGUCGCCUUGGCGGACAGCGAGAUGGCCAGGCGUAGGACCCCGAAGACGCGAGACAUUCCUGGUGACCUGAACGCAAAGUCUGAUCUCUGCGCCCGUCCGUAA
Molecule: messenger RNA, 12214 nt
Organism: Spirometra erinaceieuropaei
Lineage: Eukaryota; Metazoa; Platyhelminthes; Cestoda; Diphyllobothriidea; Diphyllobothriidae
Source: the annotation of a GenBank genome assembly